Athalia rosae (coleseed sawfly) is the source of this 2318-nucleotide messenger RNA. RefSeq names its product short-chain dehydrogenase/reductase family 16C member 6-like. The record is from RefSeq and is a predicted model, not a curated record. Bases 952 to 1878 code for a protein of 308 amino acids. Gene Ontology annotation, molecular function: oxidoreductase activity, acting on the CH-OH group of donors, NAD or NADP as acceptor. The transcript has 7 exons. Lineage: Eukaryota; Metazoa; Arthropoda; Insecta; Hymenoptera; Athaliidae.
GCUAUACCAUUUUUUAUAUUUGUUCAAGCUGAUUAUUGAGGGUACGUAAAAUCUAUGGCGGUAUAAAUAACUUACAUUAUACAAUAAGAAAGUAAUUGUAUAAUAGUAGUUAAAAUAAAUAAAUAACUAGAUAAAUCAAGAUAUUUCGAUAAAUUAAUAGGUAUAGUAAGUAUCUCGAUAUACUCAUUUAUUAUUAAUUCUUUCAAAUACUGAGUCAUUUUUUAAUCAGAUGUAUCACUUCUAUUUUUACCUUCACUACCGUUCCGAUUUAUUGUUGACAGCAAUGAAUUUCCACCUUAACAUUUUGCAGCGAGAUUUACAUUAUUCUUCCUGUUCACUACCUCAGCAUCCCCGCUCUUAUACUUGAACAGUUUCCAAUCUCUCAUGUCUUUCUUUCACUUUCUCCCUCUCUUUCUCUCUCUCUCUCUUACAUACACACACACUCACUUCUGCUAUCAUUGUUUCUCUAAAAAACCAGCACCUUUCUCAAUCAAAGACUGUAAGAACUGCAUAGUAAUUGUUUGUUGUAAAAUGAAUUGUUUUUGUACUACGUACUGACGUCAUUUCUGACUUCUUUUUUAUUCGAUGCAUUAACUACAGAUUCUCAUGCAUAAGAAAUUUUAUAUCUACCACCUUUGCCAUGCCACGCUAUAGUACAGAGAAUGGAAGGUCAUCUUGAGAUAGUGAGAAUAAUUUACGGUUCAAGAUAUCUGCUAACUCAGAUCCAAAAGGAUAGAUAGAGGAAGGCUCAAUGACCUUGCCUUAGGUUGUAACCACAUUUUAGGCCUGCCCACCUUAGACUUUUGAAAGACCGUUCUCCCCACUGUAGCUUAGCUGGUCACCACCUCUGUCUUUGGUUUAGUAUCGUGGUGCAUUCACAGUCUCUUCUUAGUUUGCUUAUUCAGAAGAGUGAGCGUUGUUGGUCCUGUGUUAAUGUGAUUACAGUAAAGGAUGUUUUCGCAAUCGGAUGAAGCAUCCAAUUCCAACACUAGGGCAUCCAGUCUACCGACAAUAGCCUUCUUGUUUCUCGGAGUAGAAGUUUUGGCCAUAGUUCUAAUAAGUCUCCUGCUAGCUUUACUCACUGUUAUAAAACGCCUGCUGCCUAAACCUCCAAGAGAUUUAACCAACGACAAAGUUGUGGUCACUGGAGCAAAAUCGGGUUUGGGGAAGGCCAUAGCUGACGAAUUUUUUAAAGCUGGCUGCAUCGUCGCAUCCAUUGAUCAUGAUUAUAAUUCUGAACAAGAAAGAACAUAUGAUUCUACAUCACAAUACCAAAGAAUAGAAGAGUUUGAAUCACAUGAUGAAUUUUAUCAUAUAUCAACACAUCGCAGAAAAUUUUUCUAUAAAUGCGCACCUACUGACAGACAAGAAAUUCUCGAUGUUGCCCAAGAAAUUCAAAGAGACAUCGGUCCUGUCAACGUGUUAAUAACUUGCGCCGGUGAUUCAGGUCAAGAUAUUUUGGAUACGGUUUCAACAAACCUCAUGAAUCACUAUUGGACAAUGUUAGCAUUCGUGCCUUCUAUGCUGCAGUGUAAACAGAGUCACGUUGUUGCUGUACUACCAACAACUUCUACAGAGGACGCUUAUUUAGGUUCAAAAGCAGCUGUUGCAGGGCUUGUUGGAGCAAUAGGUCAGCAAUUUAGCCGGGCAAACCAGCUAAUUUUCACAACAGUUGCUCCAAAGGCAGAGCCUAGGUUGAUGGAGCAAACCGAGCAACAAACAGCACGAGAUAUAGUCGAAGCCGUUCGUCGAGAUCAGGAGACCCUGUCGUCAAGCUGGAGAUCACAUGUACUUUAUCCGGUCUGUUAUACCGUACAUGAAGCAAUUGGUGGUUUAACAAGUUGGCUGUACAGACAAAGCUGCGACGAUCCUACCUAACUUCGUUCUCAUGAGAUGAGAUCUAAUUGUAUGGUUACUUUUCAUUGAACUGACUAAAAUGUUUUUGGUUUUGUUUCUCUCCCUACGGCAGGGUUCAUAGCAUGGGUGAGAGUAGCUCAUGGGAACAAUGACUUCGUGUCAUAAUAUUUUACAAGAUUUUCAAACGAUAUUGUCAUUUUUGUAAGAAAAUAUCUUGACACAAGAGUUUACUCGAUGAGAGUCCAUUGAACAAGUUAAGCAAAAUAGCCCCCACUUUUCACAGCAAUUACCAAAUCAUUUGUAGCUCAAUUUUUCUUGCCUGUGUCUUAACAGAUUGUUAUUAAUUUUUAAGUUAAUAUUCAAGAAAAUAUUGUAAUAUGCUAAAUGUCGCAGUUAUUGACAGGUAUUUAUUAACGUGUACGCACAAUUAAAUAGACAGUAAAGUAAAUUUAGUGAUGAAA